AUGUUUAUGUUUCGAAACUGUGUUGUUCUCCUGGUAAUCGGCUCGAUCUGUUGUUUCAUAUAUGGAAUCAUUAACCUGUACGUGGACGUAGAGCCGAAUGCCUGUCGCAUGACCUAUAUGUUUGGGCAGCCGAUGUUCUCACGUGUUCGGACAAAGAACGGCGAGCUGUUUCCCAAUUACAGACUUUUCUACUACUACGAGGGAGUUAGGGAUCCGGUGGACCCACUUACAAGGCGCAUGACCGGAGCGCCGGUUAUUUUUGUGCCCGGCAACAGCGGCUCCUAUAAGCAAGUUCGAUCAUUGGCCUCCGUAGCCCUACGCAAGGCUCUGUCUAACGAGGCCGGCAUUCAUUUGGACUUCUACACCAUCGACUACGAUGAAGAGCUGUCGGCUCUCUAUGGCGGCUACUUGUAUCACCAGCGACGUUAUCUUGAACUAUGCAUCCGCACAAUCCUGUCCCUCUACAAGGUGCACAGCGAGCAAUCGUCCAUUGUGCUCAUCGGCCACUCAAUGGGUGGUAAGCUGGCGCAGUCUGUUCUUACAGACCUUAAAAUUGGGCAGCACAUAAACACAAUUAUUAGCAUUUCAACGCCCCUGGACCAGCCCGUGGUUAAUUUGGAUGCUCAACUGAACGCUUUUUACGCACAGACGGAUAGUGCCCUCAGCAAGACUCGCACCGCCACUCUACCGACGACUCGAACCAAUGUCUGCAACAGCUUGCACCAGAAGCCGCCAAAUGUCCAGAAAAUGGCUCUACAAGAGACAUCGGCAAAACUGGACAACGUUUUGAUCAUCUCGACGGGUGGCGGUAACCGCGAUCUCCUCGUGCGCCCGGGCCUAACAGCCUCCAAGUUCAAUGAUCUCCACGCCAUGACCUCUGCAAUACCCCGAGUGAGUCUGAGCUGCGACCAUUUGUCUGCUGUUUGGUGCUUGCAGUUCAUGCAGGCCAUCAAUAGUUUCCUCUUCAGCAUAGCACAGGUGCGAGACGAUCGGUCAGUGAUCUUUGGCAUAGAAAAACAACGAAACCUGCAGUUGGCCCUGUCGCACUUUGUGAAGCCCACAACGCGCCCGCAUCACACCAUGAGCUUAUCCGUCGCCAACAAUUGGAACGAGGAGCGACGAUUAGUCAUAAAUAAGUACUUCGCCAAUGGCCUAAAGACUUCCUUUUUUGAGCUGAUUGGGCUUAAGCGCCAUAAGCGCUACAAGAAGCUGGCCAUUGAGACGCUGAAUGUGGGCGAGAGCGAAUGGCUAUUCGGCUGCACUGCCCAGAUCCACAAAGAGACGGGUCAAACUUACUGCGAGAAGGCCACACCGCUCAUCCAUCUAGUUCAGCGGCUGCCGAACAGAGAGCGAGAGCCGCGAAGCAUUGCCGUGCUGGAUCUCCACAACCUUCGCAAUACCUACUUGGAGUGGACACAUGUGCUGGUACGCCUACCAGCGGGCAGCGGCCACAUUGGUUACAAUCUAGACAUCUACGAUCCUCGGGAGCGGUACGUUAACAUUCGCCUUCCACGCUGGUACUCCUUUGCCAGGAAAGUCGCCGUGAAUGAAACGCUUCAGGGCACACUCCACUACAGGCUGCAUAUCAGCGACCUCUUCGAUCCGUACCAGAGCCUGAGAGUGAUCAUUGAGCCCCUGCAGUGCCUCAAUCCACAGUAUCGCGUCACGGCUAGGCUAUGUGUUCCUUGGGCGGCGGGUUUUGAGCGCUUUCAAACGUUGACCUCUCCAGAGGAGAAGCCUCAGCUCUACGCGAACGUACCCACCCUGCUUCCCAAGUACUAUAAUACGACCCUGAAUCCAGUCACAAUAGACUUGUACCUGGACCCCAUCUGUCGGUAUCGCAUCAGCUAUGAGUAUGGCUACUCCUCAGCGCUGUCCCGACUGGUCCUGGAGUUCUACGGCUGGCUUCCGGCCCACCUGACAUGUGUGCUGCUCAUCGUUCUGCGGAAGCAGGUUUCCACCUACCAGGAAGUGGGCAGUUUCAGAAGCCUAAAGCCCUACACCGGCUUUCUGCAGUACACGUCACUAUACGUGGUCACAGCGUGUCGUCUGCUGAAGAAGCUGAUACUGAGCAGCCGCGUGCUGCCCGCGCCAGAGCCCUUGGACUACAGCAUCAACGUGUCAAUUUUGAUCCACUGCGCAGCGAUUGCGAUCACUUCGGUAGCAGCUUUGGCCACCUGGCUGGCCCUAUCGCUCUACGGAAACGCAUUCUAUCGCUUGGCAAUGCGUCUGACGCGACACUCGCAGGGCAGCUCCAACAUACUGAUCUCCGUAAUGACUCAUCUGCCCAUUACUUACGGCAUCCUAACAAUUGCGACGGCCAUAGGCACCUGCAGUGGUGUGGGUCUACUGCUGGCCUUUGUUUUCUACUUUCUCAUGCUGUCGAAUGCCUAUAAGGAUUACCUGGAGGACUUCCUCUGGCAGAAGGCGGCCAAAUUGGUGCGCGGCACACUGGGUGAGCCAGCUGCUACAGGUGCACGAUCUCAGGAAACUGGCGACAUACUGUCGGCCAUGGAUGAUGGCCAUUCGGACGAUGAUAAGCAACAGCAGCAAGAAGACGAGGAGGAAGAAAUGGAGGCAGCACAAAAGGGAAACGGUGCAGAUUCAGAGCCCUGUUUGGGCCUGCAGAACUUUCCCUUUCACGUAACCUUGUUGUUGAUGCUUCUCAUUCAGCUCCUGCUCAAUGCACCCAGCACAUUGGCCUGGGUCCGAUCUCGACGCCUUGGAAUCGAUCUGCCCGACCCGGGCUUGCAGCCAAGUAUCGUCAUCCUGGUAUCCCUAAGUUUAUUGCUGCAGUUUCGGGCGCCCCAGAAAUGCUCUGGCCAUUGGAUGAUUUCCAUACUAUUGUACGUGCUCGCGGGGAUUGUUCUGCUGUAUUGUCAGGCAGCCAUCUACAGGCUGAACUUUGUGUUUGCCGGUGCCUUCGCCCUGCUGUCCGCCCACCAAGGCCUCUGGAUUCUGUGGCAUCGCCUGGCCUAAACUGGUUCAAGCGCUUGUGCUAAUUUGUUAUUUAUUUGUCCAUUAGUUAAUACAGCUAUUAAGUUAGAGCGUCCGAUCCAUGCCAAUACCAGUGUCGAAGUUUUACGGUCUUCGGUCUUACAUAAACACAGCAAGCGGCCAUUGCAAUUACAAGUAAGCUGAUAUUGGUCCUAGCGGGAAGUCCAAACUAGUCUGUCGCGCAUUGCACAUUUCUUUUCAUAAUUGUUUUUUACGCGUGCUGCCCGUGAUUAUGGUAAGCGAUAUCAGGAAUCAGGUGGUAGGCAUGCCAAUUACCAUUUACGCGAAAUGUGUGAAAAUUCCCAAUAACAAGGCCACACUGUCCUGCCAUACUCGGGCUGCAAUUCGGAUCAGAUUCCUUAUUUCUUUUCCCAUUCAAAGGGGGCUUUAAUUGUAACCCUUUCAUUGCCUAGUCGAUGCUCCUUGUAUCAGUUCCCACCGUAUAUUCGCACAUGAAUAUUUUUUUUGGUCCCUGAUCCUGAUAUU
This is a messenger RNA of Drosophila subobscura, 3483 nucleotides long. RefSeq names its product GPI inositol-deacylase. Gene Ontology annotation, biological process: GPI anchor metabolic process; endoplasmic reticulum to Golgi vesicle-mediated transport. The record is from RefSeq and is a predicted model, not a curated record. The coding region runs from base 1 to 2979 and encodes 992 amino acids. The transcript has 10 exons. Gene Ontology annotation, molecular function: phosphatidylinositol deacylase activity. Gene Ontology annotation, cellular component: endoplasmic reticulum. NCBI's taxonomy places the organism in Eukaryota, Metazoa, Arthropoda, Insecta, Diptera, Drosophilidae.